CAAAGACACAACAAAGAACCAGCAUUUCUCCAAGAAAUGGAUGAUAAAGAAGCCGACGGGGUCACCGACAUGGAGCGAUUCACCAUCGCCGCCUCCGGCGCAGACUGGGCGGAAUUGACUCAUGAGUGCCUCAUCAAUAUCCUCUCCCGCCUUCCUUUGGAGGAUCGAUGGCGAUGCGUCAUGUUUGUAUGUAAGUCAUGGCACCACGCCUGCAAGGAUCCCUGCCUCAAUUCGGUGCUUGAUCUCGAAUCUCACUUCCAGUCCGCGUCGGACAUGCCUCGCUUCUGGACUCCAGAAUUCGAGCGCAGGAUCGAUAGUAUGGUCGCAUCCGUCGUCGCCUGGAGUGCCGGCUCCCUCACGGAAAUCCGCGUCAGGCACUGCUCGGAUCGAUCGCUGUCGUUGGUUGCUCAGAGUGCCCCAAAUCUUCAAGCUCUUUCGAUCAGGCAUUGUCCCCAUGUAACUGAUGCAACCAUGGCUGCAAUAGCAUCUGGAUGCCCAAAGAUUAAGGAGCUUGAUCUCAGCUCCUGCUAUGAAAUAUCCCACAAAUCUUUGGCGACCUUAGGAACUAAUUGUCCUAACAUUUCUACGCUGAAGCGCAACUUCCUGAGUCCUUCCCAACAUGUCGGAAUUGUUCCAUCAGAAUAUCUGAAUGCGUGUCCUCAGGAUGGAGAUUCAGAAGCUGCCGCCAUCUCAAAAUUCAUGCCCGGUCUUCUCCAUCUUGAACUCCAAUUCUCCAAGUUAACUGCAAAAGGCCUUAUUAUGAUCUCUGAAGGGUGCCCGAAAUUGGAGUAUUUGGAUUUAUCAGGAUGUGCGAAUGUGACCAGUCGCGAUAUUGCCAACGCAGCAUUGAAUCUGAAUAACUUGCUAACUUUCAAGAAACCCAACUUCUACAUCCCGAGGUCUGUUUAUCAUACUGAAAGAUACGGGCAUUGGCAAUUGUACGACCAGCGGUUCCAAACAGAUGUAUUCAGAAUCUGAUACGGCACCACUCAAUUCCAAGACAUAUGUAUCAUAAUUGUUUCAAUGCCAAGAUACCGCGUAAGUUUAAGUUCAAAUUUACUACUGCUGUGAUAUAUUGCUGCCAUAUUGCUGCAUCACUUUACAUACAUAUUUGUAGUUCUUUUAGUGAAGAACCUUAUUAGAGUUGGAUGUUCAGGUUAUGCAUGCUGUAACUCAUAUGUAUAGUAAUAUAAUAAUUCGAUUUGAUUGACAGAUAUUUCCUAUUUAA
Messenger RNA from Andrographis paniculata, 1228 nucleotides. RefSeq names its product F-box protein SKIP1-like. The coding region runs from base 37 to 978 and encodes 313 amino acids. NCBI's taxonomy places the organism in Eukaryota, Viridiplantae, Streptophyta, Magnoliopsida, Lamiales, Acanthaceae. Gene Ontology annotation, molecular function: protein binding. The transcript is spliced from 2 exons. The record is from RefSeq and is a predicted model, not a curated record.